CGCGGGUCGGCCCGCGGGGCGGGGCCUGUGUCGUUUCCCCGCCCUCUGCUGCGAGCCCUGCGCGCCGCUCGUUGCCUUGCGCAUCUCGCUGGCCCCACCGCCGCACCAUGAAGGCGCUUCUGCUCGCUGUGCUGGCUGCGGUGCUGUGCGUGGAGAGAGCCCACACACUCAUCUGCUUUUCCUGCUCGGAUGCAUCCUCCAACUGGGCCUGCCUGAAGCCUGUCAAGUGCGGGGAGAAUGAAAACCACUGUGUGACAACAUACGUCGGAGUAGGAAUCGGAGGCAAGUCUGGCCAGUCCAUCUCGAAAGGAUGCUCUCCCAUUUGCCCCAGUGCCGGGAUUAACCUCGGCAUAGCGGCUGCCUCCGUGUACUGCUGCGACUCCUUCCUCUGCAACAUCAGUGGUUCCAGCAGCGUGAAAGCCAGCUACACUGUCCUGGCCUUGGGGGUCCUCGUUAGCUUCAUCUAUAUCCUCAGGGCUCGCGAGUGAUGGGGCUGGCCGAGGAAGAGCCGUCUUCCAUAGGCUGUCGCAGGUCUCAUUAGCCAAUAUCUUCUCUGUUGCUGUCUGCAAGGAGAUCCUCUACUUCUCAACAGGCUUCCAAGGUGAUUGUUUCCCAGACUUUAUGCUCUUCCAGCAUUGGAGACCUGGGCAGUUUGGCCAAGCUGUUCUCUUCUGUGGACAUACUCCACUGCACUCUCACACCUCCUUGGCAAAGGUGGAUCGUUUUGGAAGGGUUUCUGCUUUUAUACCUAAUACUCCCCCUCACCCUCGUUUCUAAGGUUGGCUAAAUCAAAGCUGGGACUCGCUGAGGACCGACUGAACCCCAGACACCACCCGGUCAAAGCGUUCAGACCUUCCUGCCUCUCACCUCUAUGGAGGUGCCUGGCACCGGCGUGCUCCAGCGCAUGGAUGGCCCGGGGAUUAGGAAUGCAUGACCCAAAGGGAGACACAUUCCCGGCCCCUUGCAGCUGCAGUCUCUUUUUUAUAAAAUCCUAUUGUUUCUUCUGAUCCUGGGCUGACUUUUCUGGAAAAUGACAUGUCCUUUUGUCCUUCCAAGUUCUGUAAGUACCAGACCUGAAUAAACAUGCUCCUGUUGUUACCUGA
This is a messenger RNA of Pezoporus flaviventris, 1103 nucleotides long. Its product is annotated as lymphocyte antigen 6E. Lineage: Eukaryota; Metazoa; Chordata; Aves; Psittaciformes; Psittacidae. Gene Ontology annotation, molecular function: acetylcholine receptor inhibitor activity. The record is from RefSeq and is a predicted model, not a curated record. The coding region runs from base 108 to 488 and encodes 126 amino acids. The transcript is spliced from 3 exons.